GAAAUUGUACUUCACUAAAAAUACAAUACCGCUGCUGAGUGCUGUGCGGGUGGAUUUUUGGAUUUUAGGAGUAUUUCAGAAAGUUUUAUAGAUUGUAACUUCGGUUCCCGCUUUCGUUCGUCUUCAAUCGCCCUCUAAUCACACUUUAUAGGUGAGUGGUGAUCUUGAAAGAUGGCUAUUGAUGAAGAAGAAACCAUAGAGCAAGCAGCAGCAGCUCGACGUGAAAGGCUGAAAGCUUUGAAAGCUGCUCAACAACUUCUUGAAAAUCCUGAAGAAGAUGGAGCACCCAAUGAUAAGGAAGAUGAAAAUGGAAAUGAUGAUGAAGAAAAUGAUGUUAAUGUGAAAUUCCGAAAUUACCUUCCUCAUGAUAAGCAGCUUCAAGAGGGUAAACUUGCUCCACCAAAGUUACCAAAGUUUGAAGACCCUGUAGCUAGUGAACCUCCAAUUGAAGAGGAAAAGAAGGAUCCUUUUUUGAACAUUGCCCCCAAAAAGCCAAACUGGGAUCUUAGAAGGGAUGUACAGAAGAAACUUGAUAAGCUUGAAAAACGCACACAAAAGGCCAUAUUUCAACUUAUGGAGCAACAAGAAAAGGAAAAGCAGUUGGCUGAAGAAGAUGGCAAAGAUGAUGAUUCUGGGAACUAGAAAACAACUUCAUGUGUACGAAUCAACAACUUUAAGGUACUUCAAAAGAUCAUGGGAAUGCGAAUGCGUGAUCGUGCACAUCUUCCUGUUUUAUGUCACUAGGUAUUGGGAAAACUUUGGUUUUGAAAUAAUGCUUUUGAACAACGACUCUUUUGUAAACAAUGCUGUUAAAUGGUUGAUUUUUAAAAUUUUAAGUUUCUUUAAUU
Messenger RNA from Lactuca virosa, 848 nucleotides. Lineage: Eukaryota; Viridiplantae; Streptophyta; Magnoliopsida; Asterales; Asteraceae. The record is from the annotation of a GenBank genome assembly.